This is a messenger RNA of Amaranthus tricolor (Joseph's coat), 3065 nucleotides long. RefSeq names its product transketolase, chloroplastic. Gene Ontology annotation, cellular component: cytosol. Gene Ontology annotation, biological process: pentose-phosphate shunt. The transcript has 7 exons. Gene Ontology annotation, molecular function: transketolase activity. NCBI's taxonomy places the organism in Eukaryota, Viridiplantae, Streptophyta, Magnoliopsida, Caryophyllales, Amaranthaceae. Bases 660 to 2879 code for a protein of 739 amino acids. The record is from RefSeq and is a predicted model, not a curated record.
UGUUAUACAUAUGAUGAGCCUCAAAAUUGAAAGUGAUGGUAAGAACUUCCACUUUCUAAAAUCUAACACAAUGGCCAAUCAAUUCUCACCCAACACAACCAUGAUGGACCACAAUUCCUCAAUCAGUGGCUCUUAUCCUCUUUAUUCAUUACAAAAUAAAAAUAUGUGAAAAAAAUAAGUAUUUUAAGAAAUUAAAUUGUAUAAAUUAUAUUAAAAGGAAAUUAAAAUAUAUCAAUAUAUUAAAAAAAGUGAUGGGUCAAUUACAAAAUAAAAAAACAACUAAAUAAAUGUUAAAAAGAGAGAAAUGAGAAAGACAGAUAUAGCUUUAUGGGUUUUAAAUCUUGUUAAGCCUCAAAAUUGUAAGUGAUGGUAAUUGGUAAGAACUUCCACUUUCUAAAAUCUAACACAAUGAAUGACCAAUCAAUUCUCACCCAUAACAAACAACCAUGAUGUACCACAAUUCCUCAAUCAAUGGCUCUUAUCCUCUUUGUUUAUUACAACCAAUCAUUAUCCAUAACAAAGAUUUAAAUGGUCCCCUCCACUCUUUCUUCUCAUCCUCUUCUAUACACACUCAUCUUUUACACUCGCUCAAUUCUCUUCUUCAUUCCUUCAAGAAGAGUUAGAGAGAGAAAGCUUGCCAUUCUCCAAACCCUUCAACUAUGGCAGCUUCUUCCUCACUCACUCUAUCUCAUCAUCAAACUAUCUUAUCUCACCCAAAAACCCACCUCCCUAACUCAUCCACAUCCUCCAUAUUAGUCCCUACAACUUCCUCCAAGGUCAAUGGAAUACUCCUUAAGGCAACUAACUCAAGAAGAACGCGCGUGGGAUCACGUACAACUGUUGUGAAGGCUGCAGCCGUGGAAACUCUUGAAUCAAGGGAUACAGAACAAGUGGUUGAGAAGUCUAUAAAUACGAUUAGGUUCUUGGCUAUUGAUGCUGUUGAGAAGGCUAAUUCGGGUCAUCCGGGUUUGCCCAUGGGUUGUGCACCAAUGGGCCAUAUAUUGUAUGAUGAGGUGAUGAGGUAUAACCCGAAGAACCCGUAUUGGUUUAACCGUGACCGUUUUAUUCUAUCUGCUGGUCAUGGUUGUAUGCUUCAAUAUGCUCUCCUUCAUCUUGCUGGAUAUGACAGUGUCUUGGAAGAAGAUUUGAAGACUUUCCGUCAAUGGGGAAGCAAAAUUCCUGGUCACCCAGAGAAUUUUGAGACUCCUGGAGUUGAAGUUACAACUGGCCCACUCGGUCAGGGUAUUGCCAAUGCAGUUGGUUUGGCUCUUGCUGAGAAGCAUUUAGCCGCUCGAUUCAACAAACCUGAUGCUGAAAUCGUUGACCAUUACACGUAUUGUAUACUUGGUGAUGGUUGCCAAAUGGAAGGGAUAGCUCAGGAAGCUUGUUCACUUGCUGGUCAUUGGGGGCUUGGAAAAUUGAUUGCUCUAUAUGAUGAUAACCAUAUUUCUAUAGAUGGUGACACUGCCAUUGCCUUCACUGAGAGUGUUGACACGCGGUUUGAGGCCCUUGGCUGGCAUGUUAUCUGGGUCAAGAAUGGUAACACAGGGUACGAUGAAAUUCGUGCUGCUAUCAAGGAAGCUCAGGCCGUCAAAGACAAACCCACUUUGAUUAAGGUUACAACAACCAUUGGUUUUGGUUCUCCUAACAAGUCAAAUUCAUACAGUGUGCAUGGAAGUGCAUUGGGUGCUAAGGAAGUCGAGGCUACAAGGCAGAAUCUUGGUUGGCCUUACGAGCCAUUCCAUGUUCCAGAUGAAGUUAAAAAGCACUGGAGCCGCCAUACUCCUGAAGGAGCUUCCUUGGAAGCCGAGUGGAAUGCCAAGUUUGCAGAGUAUGAGAAGAAGUACCCUGCAGAAGCAGCAGAGUUGAAGUCUAUCAUUACCGGUGAACUGCCUGCUGGUUGGGAGAAGGCACUUCCUACAUACACACCUGAAACCCCAGGUGAUGCAACCAGAAACCUGUCACAACAAUGCUUAAAUGCCCUUGCAAAGGUUCUUCCAGGGCUCGUUGGUGGCAGUGCUGAUCUUGCAUCUUCAAACAUGACCUUACUGAAAAUGUUUGGAGAUUUCCAAAAGGACACGCCCGAGGAAAGAAAUGUUCGUUUUGGUGUCAGAGAACACGGAAUGGGUGCCAUUUGUAACGGUAUUGCUCUUCACAGUCCAGGGUUCAUCCCUUAUUGUGCUACCUUCUUUGUGUUCACUGACUACAUGAGAGGAGCAAUGAGAAUCUCAGCCUUGUCAGAAGCUAGAGUCAUCUAUGUUAUGACCCACGAUUCUAUUGGUCUUGGAGAAGACGGGCCUACUCAUCAGCCCAUCGAGCACUUGGCAAGUUUCCGUGCCAUGCCCAACAUCUUAAUGCUCCGUCCAGCUGAUGGAAACGAGACUGCUGGUGCAUACAAGGUUGCUGUUGAACACAGAAAGACACCAUCUAUUCUCGCUCUUUCUAGACAAAAGCUUCCAAAUUUGCCCGGAACAUCCAUUGAAGGAGUUGAGAAAGGAGGGUACACCAUAACAGACAAUUCUUCGGGCAACAAGCCUGAUGUUAUUCUGAUUGGAACUGGUUCAGAACUGGAAAUUGCUGCUAAAGCUGGAGAUGAGCUAAGAAAACAAGGAAAAGCUGUCAGAGUUGUAUCGCUUGUAUCUUGGGAGUUGUUUGAUCAACAAUCCGAUGAAUACAAGGAGAGUGUCCUUCCUUCAGAUGUUACUGCAAGAGUAAGCAUAGAGGCUGGAUCAACUUUCGGAUGGGAGAAAAUCGUUGGCGCAAAAGGGAAGGCCAUUGGUAUUGACAAGUUCGGAGCAAGUGCACCUGCAGGAAGGAUAUACAAGGAGUAUGGCAUUACUGUUGAAGCUGUUAUUGAAGCUGCAAAAUCAGUUUCUUAGGUUUUGUUCUUGAGGAUUCUUUUUGCUUCGUGUUUUGCAUUUUUUGUUGAGUAGACAAGGCUCAUAGUGAGUUAAUGGCUCAGAGCCGUCUCAUUUAUGUAAGAGGCCCUGUGCAAAUAUAAAUCAAUUAGGCCCCUAAUAAAAAAUUUUCUCAAUGGGUAAUAAAUGAAACCGUCAAAAGAAGCA